GACGUCAUAGGAAGUCCCGCCCCUUUUCCAAUGACGCCAACGGCGCCGUGUUGUGGGUCUUCUGGUAGCAAAACCUCACAUUACUGCACAUUACAGUUCGUUAUUUAAUUCAAGUGAUCGUGAUCUUAAGAAGGGCUGUACAUUGCGGAAUAUCAUGUCAGACACGGAGACCAAGCCCUCAAGUGAUGGAGGCGAGAAGAAAGAUGGAGAAUAUAUCAAACUGAAAGUAAUCGGUCAGGACAACAGUGAAAUCCACUUCAAAGUGAAGAUGACGACACAUUUAAAGAAGCUGAAGGAAUCCUACAGUCAGAGACAGGGUGUACCCAUGAACUCUCUAAGGUUUCUUUUUGAGGGACAGAGAAUUGCAGACAACCAAACCCCCAAAGAGCUGGGAAUGGAAGAUGAGGAUGUGAUCGAGGUGUAUCAGGAACAGACCGGUGGCUGUCGGAAUGAUUAGACUCUUUAUUUUUAUCUUAAUUUUGUAUGUAUGACAUGUAUUUCAUCUGUUUCCUUUUGCUGUCACGUCAAAGGGAAGCAGAAAAAACCAUCUGGAUCAAAUAGAUAAUGUGUCAGGGCUGCUGUGUUUGAAGGAGUUGGGUGGAACUACUAUAGAAAGUUUUUUUCUAGCCAUGUCCCACGUUCACUCUCUGCUAACUCAUCCCUGCCUUCAUACGUUUUUUUUUUUUAUUAUAUAUAUAUAUAUAUAUAUAUAUAUAUAUAUAAAGAUUCAAGUUCUGCAAUCACGUCAUGUAACAUGUUUUGUAAUGCCCUGAGCUGAUUCAGAACGUUCUGUUAAUCUGUACAGUUCUGCUAAAAACAGAUUAUGCUGUUAAAUUCAAUCAACAAAUCAAGACGAAUUUUGGAUGCAACCUUUGGUGUUCUUGUAAUGUUAUUGCAUUUAUAAGUAAUGAAGGAAUUGUUCAUUUAGUUGGCCAUCAUUACGUGUUCUGUCAAUCCUUAGCUUUCAUUAGAUACUUCUUUUUACACAUUUAUUUGUUUUUGGCUCAUUUUAUGCUAGUGAACACACCUGCUAUAAUGUAAUAGAAACCCUUUGAGUAUUUUACAUUCUGGGAUGCUUAUUUAUAUGCAGUUGUUGUCUGAUAUUUCAAACGUGUAAAAUGUUUCUUUGUUCUUCUUGCAUGUGUGCAAUAACUGUGUACAGUUGUACAUUAUAUAGGCACACUAUGAAUCACAGCAGGAAGGUCAUUGUAUUGUGUUUUUGCAUGGUUUUGUCUAAAGUAUUACAAUUCAUACCCCUGUCUGAAUCUGUGUUGUCACCUUCUCUUCUACCUGGUCUUGGAUAUUUGGAUCCCUUUAGCCUCAAUAAUUGAUUUCAAUACCUGGAACUAAUGGGUAGCUAUGUUGUUUGAUUAGUACUCAGGGGCCUCAUUUACAUACACAGAAUAAAUACUGCUACGGUGUCGCUACUCAUGUUCCUUUUCUUACACUUUUAUAUUUUUUCAUUUUCUGCGAGAGGGGAGGGAAAUUUGGUCCAGAUGGUUUUCUGGAUAUAGAAGAAUUAUGACUUUGCUUUUGUCUUGUUUUUUAAAUAAAAUGUGUCAUAAAACA
This is a messenger RNA of Carassius gibelio (silver crucian carp), 1569 nucleotides long. Its product is annotated as small ubiquitin-related modifier 1. Gene Ontology annotation, molecular function: protein tag activity; ubiquitin-like protein ligase binding. Gene Ontology annotation, cellular component: nucleus; PML body. The transcript has 5 exons. The record is from RefSeq and is a predicted model, not a curated record. NCBI's taxonomy places the organism in Eukaryota, Metazoa, Chordata, Actinopteri, Cypriniformes, Cyprinidae. Gene Ontology annotation, biological process: protein sumoylation. Bases 155 to 457 code for a protein of 100 amino acids.